CUCCUCUGUGAUGUCUCCUGUCUGUCACAUCAUCACCAUGUGGAUUAGUUUGCUCUUUGUCCUGGCAGCUGCCAGUCCCGGUGGGAGCUGGGGGGGCUGCCAGCUGCCCCACGACUGGAGACCUCAGACAGAAGCGUGCCGUGCCGAGCUGGCGGAGAUCAUCGUGUUCGCCAAGGUGCUCGCGCUGCACAAGGAGUCCUACAGCGUGUACAACUACCUGCCGUGGCAGCACGACACCGACCUGCUCUUCUCCGCAGAGAUCGAGCUGCUGUGCGACCAGGCGUGGGGCAGCAUGCUGGAGGUCCCCGCCGGCUCCAGGUUCAACGUCAGCGGCCUGGGCUACUUACCGUGCUUCACCUACAGCGUCACCCCGAACAGCAACUACUACUUCUUCCUCAGGAUGGACGAGAACUAUAACAUCAUGCCACACGGAGUGAACUUCCAGGACCCCAUCUUCCCCGACACUCCGGAGAACCACCGCAUGUUUGCGAGCCUCUUCCAGUUUUCUAACUGCACACCUGGAACUCAAGUCCACAGCUUCACUCCGGAGUGGGAGGCUCAGGAGGACAGCCGGUUGUUGUGCUCCACCGUGCAGAAGGCUCUGUUUGAGGAAGAAGAGAGGGUGAAGACUCUCUCCCAGAAAGUGCGUUCUUUGGAGAAGGCCAAUGGCCACCUGAGGGAAAAGGUUAAGACCCUAAAACGUCUGCUACGCCAAGCCCAAAGGGAAACGACCAAGGAGCAGCAAACCCUCAGCUUUAAACAGCUCUAUGAGUCAAAGACGCCUCAAACUCAUCCUGACCAAGACACUGUCCAGGAUCAGAAGAACCAGCAGCUUAAAAAUGUCCAGACCAAGAAGAUAAAAAUCUAGAUUUUCUGUUUUUUUAUCAGUGACAAUCUGAAUAUUUUCCAUUUUGGAUUCAGUGGAAGAUAUAAG
Messenger RNA from Nematolebias whitei (Rio pearlfish), 934 nucleotides. RefSeq names its product coiled-coil domain containing 3b (gene ccdc3b). NCBI's taxonomy places the organism in Eukaryota, Metazoa, Chordata, Actinopteri, Cyprinodontiformes, Rivulidae. Gene Ontology annotation, biological process: negative regulation of gene expression. Gene Ontology annotation, cellular component: extracellular region. The record is from RefSeq and is a predicted model, not a curated record. The transcript has 3 exons. Bases 11 to 868 code for a protein of 285 amino acids.